CCUCAAAAAAACAAUCCUGAAAUCAUCUCUUUUUCGUUUUGCUUGACAAGUUCAGUUUGUCUGUAUUAUGAUUAUUUAGAUAGAGUUUGAGUGAGAAUUAUUAGUUUCUGUUAAAAGCCAAAUAGUAGAAGAAUACUAAAUAAAUAACAGAAUGGCCGACGAAGAAAUUAACGGUGAUACUGAUGAUAUUCAACACGAUAAAGAUAAAACUCAAAAGAAGACUGCAAAACAUGACAGUGGAGUAGCAGACUUGGAGAAGGUUACAGACUAUGCAGAAGAGAAGGAAAUAUCUUCGCAGGAUAUAUCUGGGGCAUUGUCGUUGAUUGGUGACAGAAGAAACAAAGAGGCUGCCGAGCGUCUUGAAAAAGAGAAGGAACUACAAAAGGUUUCUGUGAAAAAGGAUGAUAUAGAAUUAAUUGUAAAGGAGUUGGAAAUAUCUCGAACAUUAGCAGAAAGGACUUUAAGAGAACACCGGGGUGAUUUGGUAGCGGCAUUAACUACUCUUACUGACUAACUGAUUACUUGAAUAUAUUAUAAGCUAUGUUCACUAACAUACUACUGUCAAAACUUAUGUGAAUAGAAUUUUCUAUCCAAAGA
This is a messenger RNA of Spodoptera frugiperda (fall armyworm), 597 nucleotides long. Its product is annotated as huntingtin-interacting protein K. Bases 152 to 514 code for a protein of 120 amino acids. Gene Ontology annotation, biological process: negative regulation of apoptotic process; protein stabilization. The transcript is spliced from 3 exons. The record is from RefSeq and is a predicted model, not a curated record. NCBI's taxonomy places the organism in Eukaryota, Metazoa, Arthropoda, Insecta, Lepidoptera, Noctuidae.